UCAAGAACUUUCAGUUUAGUUAGUUAGCAUCCAACACCAUAAUGAACACUAUGGCUGUAACCCUUCUUCCACUGUCUCCUCUGGUCUCAGCCACUCCAACCUUCAUAACUCCCACCAACCAAAAUGACCCCAAGACCACAUCCAAAGACCCCUCUCCAACUGGGUCUUUCCAGAAUUGCAAAUCCAUCAAAGAACUCAAGCAAGUACAGUCACACUUCACAAAGAAAGGCCUCACUCAUAGUCCCUCUACUGUGUCCAAGCUAAUUGCUGCGUGUGCCCAAAUGGGCACUCUUGAAAGCUUAGAUUAUGCUCAAAAGGCAUUCAAACUUUAUAGAGAAGAUGAGGGGAGUAUUGGGUCUUUGUUCAUGUACAAUUCUUUGAUUAGAGGUUACUCUUCAGCUGGAUUUGGUGAUGCAGCUAUCUUGCUUUAUAUUGAAAUGGUGAUUGCGGGUAUUGUGCCUGAUAAGUUCACGUUUCCUUUUGUACUAAGCGCGUGUGCGAAGAUUGUUGGGUUUUGUGAGGGAAUUCAAGUUCAUGGAGUAGUUGUUAAGAUGGGUUUAGAGGAAGAUGUGUUUAUUGGUAAUUCUUUGAUUUAUUUGUAUGCAGAGUGUGGGAAGAUGGAGUAUGCACGGAAAGUGUUUGAUGGGAUGCUUGAGAGAAAUGUUGUGUCGUGGACUAGUUUGAUUUGUGGUUAUGCUAGGAGGGAUUGUCCAGAGGAUGCAGUUUCUUUGUUUUUUGAAAUGGUGGAGACGGGUAUUACACCCAAUUCGGUUACGAUGGUGUGUGUGAUUUCGGCUUGUGCAAAGUUGAAGGAUCUUGAAUUGAGUGAGAAGGUAAGUGCUUAUGUGGGUGAGGAAGGAGUAAAGUGCAACACGCUUAUGGUGAAUGCGCUUGUUGAUAUGUACAUGAAAUGUGGAGCUAUUGGUAGUGCAAAGAGGCUUUUUGAUGAAUGCGUUGAUAGGAAUUUGGUUCUAUGCAAUACUAUCAUGUCAAAUUAUGUGCGGCAAGGACUUGUGAGAGAUGCUCUUGCUGUUUUUGGUGAGAUGCUGCAACAGGGACCACGACCAGACAGAGUUACAAUGUUAUCAGCAAUCUCAGCAUGUGCACAAUUAGGCGAUCUUCUAUUUGGAAAGCAGUGUCAUGGUUAUGUUUUAAGAAAUGGACUAGAAAGUUGGGAUAACAUUUCUAAUGCCAUGAUAGACAUGUACAUGAAGUGUGCUAAACAAGAAAUGGCUCACAGAGUUUUUAACUGUAUGUCAAAGAAGACUUUGGUGUCAUGGAACUCAUUGAUCGCAGGUUUAAUUGGAAAUGAUAAUGUAGAAUCAGCUUGGGAAAUUUUCAAUGAAAUGCCAGAGAAUGAUCUUGUGUCCUGGAACACAAUGGUAAAUGCUUUGGUCCAAGAGAGCAUGUUUGAGGAGGCAAUUGAACUUUUCCGAGAGAUGCAGAAUGAAGGGAUUAAAGCAGAUAGGGUGACAAUGGUGGGCGUUGCAUCUGCUUGUGGGUAUUUAGGAGCUCUUGAUCUUGCGAAGUGGAUCCUUACCUACAUUGAAAAGAAUAAUAUUCACUGUGACAUGCGGCUUGGCACAGCCUUGGUUGACAUGUUUGCCAGGUGUGGUGACACUCAAAGUGCAAUACAAAUUUUCAAUAAGAUGGCAAAAAGAGAUGUUUCUGCUUGGACUGCAGCCAUUGGAGCAAUGGCAAUGGAGGGAAAUGGGGAACGAGCUGUGGAGCUUUUCAAUGAGAUGCUUAGGCAAGGGGUGAAACCCGAUGAGGUAGUCUUUGUGGCACUACUGACAGCAUGCAGCCGUUGCAGGUUUGUGGAUCAAGGGUGGCAUCUUUUCAGGUCAAUGAAGGAAAUCCAUGGAAUCUACCCUCAAAUUGUCCAUUAUGGGUGCAUGGUUGAUUUACUAGGCAGAGCUGGGUUGUUGGAAGAAGCUAUUGAUCUCAUAAAGAGCAUGCCCAUGGAACCUAAUGAUGUGAUUUGGGGGUCUCUUUUAGCUGCUUGCCGGACACAUAAAAACGUCAAAUUGGCAGCACAUGCAGCUGAAAGGAUAACUGAAUUGGCUCCUGAUAGGACAGGGAUUCAUGUGCUUCUCUCAAACAUAUAUGCAUCUGCUGGGAAAUGGAAUGAAGUUGCAAAAGUGAGGUUACAAUUGAAAGAAAAAGGCAUCCAUAAAGUGCCUGGAUCAAGUUCAAUGCAGGUUAAUGGCAUAAUCCAUGAGUUCACCUCUGGUGAUGAAUCACACCCAGAAAAGGCCCACAUUGCAAUGAUGCUACAAGAAAUAAAUUGCAGACUCAAGGAUGCAGGCCAUGUUCCUGAUUUAACCAAUGUUAUGCUUGAUGUUGAUGAGCAUGAGAAAGAGUAUUUGCUUAGCCAACAUAGUGAGAAAUUAGCCAUAGCUUUUGGUCUUAUCAGUACAGGUCAAGGAACGCCAAUUCGUGUUGUUAAGAAUCUCCGAAUAUGUGCUGAUUGCCACUCGUUUUCCAAAUUAGUAUCAAGAAUAUAUGAAAGGGAAAUUAUUGUCCGAGACAAUAGCAGGUUUCACUUUUUUCGGCAAGGGAAUUGUUCUUGUUGUGAUUAUUGGUAGUGGAACUUUACAAAAAGAAAGAAACAAACAAAAUGAUUCAUUUGUACUUAAACACUCAGUAUAAUAAAUAUAUUUGUUAAUA
Messenger RNA from Quercus lobata, 2670 nucleotides. Its product is annotated as LOW protein: PPR containing-like protein. The transcript has a single exon. The coding region runs from base 42 to 2588 and encodes 848 amino acids. Gene Ontology annotation, molecular function: RNA binding; protein binding; zinc ion binding. The record is from RefSeq and is a predicted model, not a curated record. Lineage: Eukaryota; Viridiplantae; Streptophyta; Magnoliopsida; Fagales; Fagaceae. Gene Ontology annotation, biological process: RNA modification.